AGCUUUGAGAAACGCAUAUUGAAACCUGGCCGCUAGAUGACGGAGAACGGUCAUUGAAUAGUUUGUCUGCUGGGGCUGCAGCAUUCCGCUCAUAAUUGUUGAUUUAUUGUUGUUCUUCACGUACUGCAAUAUCUUUGCUAUUUACUUAGUGCUGCGACAGAAAAGGAAGCAGAUACUUUCAUGGCUAGCCAUGAAUUUUCGAAAGACUCAAAAUCUGUUUUCGUUUUUACGUUUUCUUUGGUUCUGCUCCAUUGGCUAGUCUGUGCUGGAGGAAUCAUGAGUGAAGCUGAACCUUCUUCAUCCUAUGUUGAAGAGGAGCAUCAUUCAGAAGAUCAUGAACUUGUACAUGUCAAACAUCGCUUAGAAAUAUUGCCAGAAGCUCCUCUCACAGGGUUUGCACUUGUCAAGAGAGUGGACGAGACACUCAACCUCACCUGCCAAGUAGUCAAAGAAUCUGGACCCUUUGUUAAGUUUCAGCUAGAAUGGCAUCUCCCUCAGCACAGUACAAAUCGAAUGCACAAUAUCUUCAAUAAGCCUGGAGCUAUAAACACCCUUCACCUAACAAUAACUAAAUUACAGGAGUCUGAUAGUGGAAUGUAUCGUUGUAUUGCCCGUGGUGAAAAAUUAACACAACUACAACAUUCAGUUGAUAUUAGUAUUUUACCAAGAAAAGGAACUUGUGGUGAUAACAUGUUCAUGUGUUCUUCCAAGUCUUGCAUACCUCAACGUUACAAAUGCGAUGGCACUCCAGAUUGCGGUGAUGGAGCAGAUGAAUCCAAAGAAAUUUGUGGCGAAUCUCCUUGUGACGGUAAAUUGCACUGUGACGAUGGUAGAUGUAUAUCGAAGAAAGUCUGCUGCGACAAGUACUAUGAUGCAAAUUGUACGGCAACCUACGAAAUCCCUUGUUGUGGCAAGCUGCUCAAUUUCCUUGCACCAGAUUUUCCUCUUCAAACGCACCAUCAGUUCCACGAAAUUGGUUUUCUUCAGUCUACAAUGUAUACGAUCAUAGGUUGUGCUGUGGCGUUCGUUCUCAUCGUUACCUUCACAGUUAUUACCGUGUGUCGUGUCCACAUGCGCCGUUCGGCCAUCCCCAACGCCUACGCCGCAUACCGAUCCGACACGCGUGUCUGGAGUGACCUUGACUCGUACUUGGCAACGUCCAACAAUCGUUGGACACGUGGGCUGCUCCGAUCUGAUCUGAGUCGUUCUCCUGGCUUGGUUUUGAAUUCCUAUGGAGAUCCAGGCGGCCCCGGACCCAAUACCAGUUUAUUAGUCACGUAUAACAUUAAUAAUGGCGUCCAAUUAAUGGGUCGGCCUGUCGAGCCACCACCCUACGAGGAAGUGGCCGCUGGUAGGCACGCUACUGGUAAUCGAGAUGAGCCACCACCUCCCUAUGUCUCACGAGAGAAUCUUAGCACGAACGACUGGUCUGUGACUCGCAAUGUCAACAACAGCAACAGUAGUAACAACGUCAGCAAUGGCCCGUUCCUCUCAGCCAUUUUCUCACUUUUAGUAAAUAACGCACAACCGUUGCCUGGCCAACCGCAGCUGGCUGAUAGAAUAGUUCCUCAAGCACCUGCGCCUCUGGAAUUGGCCGCUGAACGUGUUGAGGAAGACAACAACAACGGGGACAUUAAUGGGAAUAACACGGGGCAGAUCUGGGUCAGACCCAAUUUCAAUAACCGCGCACUUCCAAAUCCAGAAGUCAACACGACAGAACAGCGACCAUCAAGGAUAAAUCCGUCGUCUGACACUCCCGGUAGUCCCCCUUCCUAAAUAGCUCCCAAUGUCGCUAUUGCAGUUUUAAAAACGGAAUGACUUUUAAAAUUUCUUGUUUCGUAAUGUAACAGAUUACUAUCAUAUCUAAUCCUUUGACGUGCGUAUGGGUUCAAGUGCAGAAAAUGAUCUGUUUUGCGGCACAUGUGUGAACUUUUGACCUCGAUCGCAUAUAUCUACGGCAUUUCUUCAUUUUUAAUCACCAAACUAUUUCUCAGUAUCGUCGACAAUGCAUGUGCCAAUCUCUUGUACAGUCUCUGAACAUUUUCUUCCCGUCCCAUUUUAUUCGCUUUUUCCCUCAAAGUGAAACACUUUAACUUUUAAAAAAUCGGGUCAGUGUUUUUGUAAAAAAAUGUUAGCAAAAGAAGACAUUAACCGUAUCCUAAUAGACAUACAGAAACGAUGCGUUUUAAGCCAACUUAAGCGUUCCGCUGUCAUCGUAACAGUGCAAUCCUCGCCUUUGUUUAUCUUCGGGGCUAAUGCAAUUGGGACAUUUGCGGUUUACUAGGGUUAUUUGACUGAUAUCUUCCCGUAUUAUGUCAUGUUAUUCUUUAGGUGGAGAGGAGGCUCUCCUAAGCGAUUCAGGUCUAGAAGCAAGAAGGAAAACAAAACAAUUGUUCAGAAAAUAAAUCCCACAAAUGAAUGACCGUCGCUGUCCGAAAAAACUGUAUCAUAUGUUGAUGACAUUUGGUGUCCGGACAGAGUUGAAGACGGAAGAAAAAGAAACCGUUCCGCUCAGACGAACAAGCUGGAUGCCUCAGGUGAACCCAACCAAACAAAGAAAAAGAUAAAAUUCGCAUGGUCUGAAACUCGGCAAUCAUCUUGCUAGAAAUGAUUAUGAUGCUGCUCACGAAAUCUCCAUUGAAUUGAAAAAUAACGGAGGUUGUGCACCCCACAAGAGAAGUAUAUUUAUAUAGACGUCAAUUAAAGUUUUGUUGCACACGUUCGUGGUCGCAGUCGUUUACUUUUUCCUCAUCCUGCCCUUAAUACUUGCUAGGGGUCGAACACCU
Daphnia carinata is the source of this 2786-nucleotide messenger RNA. RefSeq lists its product as uncharacterized. The transcript is spliced from 7 exons. NCBI's taxonomy places the organism in Eukaryota, Metazoa, Arthropoda, Branchiopoda, Diplostraca, Daphniidae. Bases 181 to 1776 code for a protein of 531 amino acids. Gene Ontology annotation, cellular component: plasma membrane. Gene Ontology annotation, molecular function: protein binding. The record is from RefSeq and is a predicted model, not a curated record.